AUGGAUCUUCGGUACUAUUUACCAAUUGAAUCCAACUGGUGUGUUGUCGGUUCACCUCUCGGUGAUGGCGCCGGCAGAGUUGUUUUUGUUCAUACACUGGCGAUUUGUGAUAAUCGAGCCAAUUCCCAGGGAAGCUCAAUCCCCAAGGACCAAGCGGCUUCAUCAUCGGUUGUCCAGUUCAGCCUAGUGGUGCGUCGACCGGGCGCCGGCUCUAGUGGCAUUGGCAGUGGCGGUGGCGGUGCUAGUCGGCCCCGCCUAGUUCCAUUGGCGGUGCCUCAGUCUGUACCAUUUGCUGCACGUCUUCUUCGCAUUGAAGCUGAGGAGCGGGAAGAAAAAGCACGAUUGAAAGAACGCGUUCUCGAGAUGCACAUGGCCCAGAAGGAAGCCGAUGAAACCAAUUGUCUCAACUCCGACCUUCUGGCCCAAAUACCUUCAAAUGUGAACCGUGACCGGUGGUUGAAGUACAAUCAUCCUAAACGAGCUCCCGAUGCUGAGGCCGUUUUUGGAACCUCCAGUAUCUCCUUACCACCACCACCACCUUCGUAUGUCAACUACCGAAACUUCCGGCGGUGA
Molecule: messenger RNA, 573 nt
Organism: Hydatigera taeniaeformis
Lineage: Eukaryota; Metazoa; Platyhelminthes; Cestoda; Cyclophyllidea; Taeniidae
Source: the annotation of a GenBank genome assembly